GUUGAGUAUAUAUAUAUUUUAAACAAACCACAUAUCAAAAUGAGUGGAUCAAUUGAAGCAGAUAAGUAUCUGCUUGAUUGUGAUACAUAUGCAGACUACUUGGAUCUUUUUAGCACACUCCAGGAUUAUCACUACUUACGCCACUCUCACAUACGUCACCAAAUAGUUACUUUAGGGCAUCGCGUCAGUAAGGUUUUAACUCCGCAAGAAUUUGAGGAUCGUAAACAAUACGUUAGUCUUACUUUAUAUCCCAUACAGAAGACAUGGAAAUUAUUUAGUUUAAAAAUACCUAUUUCGGAUCCUUUUUUAAAGGCGAUGGCGCUACGUGAAAGACCUAAUGCUCAAAAUAUGUUAUCGACUAUAAUCUGGCUUGAAUAUCAACGGGCAAAUGGUCAGGAAAUUAGUGGCUAUAUUGAUUUCAAACAAAGUCUCACCGAUGCUAAUAAUAAUGAGCGUAAUCACCUUGACUGGUUUGCUAUCUUUAAAGGUGAGAAAAUGCUGCGUCCGAGAAAAACUGAUCUAAGCUAUUCCAAUUGGCAAAAACAUUUCAUCAUUCAUAAUGACUCUAAAAAUUAUAAAAUUAUGCACGAUGGAGAAUUGGGUGUGCUUUUUAUGCAUAAAGGUGAUCACAAGACAAUAUGUGUGGAUAUCAAUCAACCACUUCAUAAGGAAAAUUGUUAUCGGGAAAUGGUCUAUUCACGUAAAUAUGGAUACGUUACUUUCUAUGAUCAUAUCGUCCGUAGGAAGUUUUAAAAUUGCAUUUUGUAAACUUAAAUUUUAUAAGUAUUUAAUAAAUUUUUAUUUUACUUGUGGCUAACAAUGAAUUUAUAAUAUACAUUUCCUCUGAUUAUGAGUUAAGAUUACAUUUAGGCUAAAGUCCUUCUAACUAAAACAUAAUAAAAAUA
Molecule: messenger RNA, 905 nt
Organism: Teleopsis dalmanni
Lineage: Eukaryota; Metazoa; Arthropoda; Insecta; Diptera; Diopsidae
Product: cilia- and flagella-associated protein 299-like
Exons: 2
Coding region: 40-753 (237 amino acids)
Source: RefSeq, a predicted model, not a curated record